Drosophila takahashii is the source of this 1659-nucleotide messenger RNA. RefSeq names its product PDZ_signaling and DUF4749 domain-containing protein Zasp66 (gene Zasp66). Gene Ontology annotation, biological process: actin cytoskeleton organization; muscle structure development. Gene Ontology annotation, molecular function: actin binding; muscle alpha-actinin binding. Gene Ontology annotation, cellular component: adherens junction; filamentous actin; Z disc. NCBI's taxonomy places the organism in Eukaryota, Metazoa, Arthropoda, Insecta, Diptera, Drosophilidae. The record is from RefSeq and is a predicted model, not a curated record.
AGUCGCUGGCCAGCAAUGACGACCAGCAGAUCAUCGGCGUCCGCGUCAUACAGUCGACCGGCUUUCUGGAAGGUGCCCGGUUACGACCUGCCCUCCUCCUACCGCCCACAACCAGCCCCUCGGGCGCCUGUGGUGCCGCUGCCACCCCCCUGCCGACGGCGCAGCAGCAGCGGGCUGAAGAAGCGCGUCCAUUUCGCCGACGAACCGAAUGUGGGGGUGCAAGUGGGCAGCCCAUCGCAUGGCGAGCUGCUGCGCGGCGAUAUCAUCUCGAAGAUCGGCGAGUACGAUGCACGCGACCUGAGUCACGCGGAUGCUCAGCAGCUGUUCCGCGGCGCUGGCAACGAGAUCCGCCUGGUGGUGCACAGGGACAACAAAAUCGCCUACACGCAGGGGGGAACUCAGGAGGCGGGUCCUGGAUCGCGCAGCAACUCCACUUUGCCGCCGGUCACUCCGGACCUGUUGCCCCACCGUGGCCCCUCGCCCUUUUUGCCCGGACCCAGCCACUUUGAGAGGGCCUUGCAGUUGCCAGUGGACACUCUGCCGCAGACCGUGUUUCCCCAGUUGAAUUCCUCCGGUGGCUACGAGGUGCCUUCGACUGUGUUCUCGCCCAAGCCGACUAGGGAUCAUCAGCAGGAUGUCGAUGAGGAGCAGGCCGCCAUUGUAAACCAGCCCUACCGAACAACUCCGCUGGUCCUGCCGGGCGCCAAAGUGAAGAAGGAUGCGCCCACGACAGAGUCCUACUUGAGGCACUACCCCAACCCGGCUGUGCGCGCCCACCCAGGACACGACUACCAUGACAGUAUCAUGAAGCAGCGCGUGGCCGACACCAUGCUGCACAAGGUCGUCGGUUCGGAGGCCGACACUGGCCGCGUCUUCCACAAGCAAUUCAACUCGCCCAUCGGCCUGUACUCCAACAACAACAUCGAGGACACCAUCAGAUCCACAGUUCCCUUCGCCACAAGCGAAAGCAAUCGCUUGAAGGACAGUCCUUUGCAUCGUCCUUUGCCAUCGAAACUUAACGGCUAUAAGCAAACUGUCCAGUACGAUCCCAGGAACAGCGAUACCUACAGAGCCAUUCAAGAAGAGGGCGGCUACAGCAACUAUGGCCAGUCCUCGCCACAGGAAGUAACCAUUCCUGUGCAGACUAGGGUCUAUCAGCCCAAUAGAUUGGUUCCAGGAAAGAAACCAGUAUCAGCGCCAGUAUCCCGGCCGCCGUACAAUGUGGUAAACACCCACGACGAGAACAUACGCCAGAGCGGCUCCUUCAAUCGUCUCAUGUACAGCGUUAUUGGUGCCACCGAGUACUAGAAACUGCAGCAGCAACACCAGCGACAGCAGCAACAUCAUCAGCAACAGCAACACCAACAGCAACAUAUGCUGCACGUUGGCACCGACAGUUGUUUAUCUCCUAACAUAUUUAGCGGAUUUUUAUGAAAUUCUGUUUAACUUACUCAAUAAAUUAUAUGAAGAACGAGAAGAAAUUGUGAACCACUAACAAGCUUAAUGAUAAAUUGGUUUGGUAAACGAUUGGCAGCGAAAUAAACUUAUGAUAUGUCUACAAUUUAAACCCAAAUUAACUCCGCCUCAACCAAUUUACUGUCUCCGUAUGCAAUAGAAAAUCUAUAUAAAUUAAUUAAAUAAAAAGAAACGUAAACUAAA